Messenger RNA from Pteropus alecto (black flying fox), 5014 nucleotides. It is a transcript of the gene ANKRD26, whose product is annotated as ankyrin repeat domain 26. Gene Ontology annotation, molecular function: protein binding. The transcript is spliced from 27 exons. The record is from RefSeq and is a predicted model, not a curated record. Lineage: Eukaryota; Metazoa; Chordata; Mammalia; Chiroptera; Pteropodidae. Bases 194 to 4999 code for a protein of 1601 amino acids.
UGUGUUUAGCAGUGCUGCUUGGUUACAAUCCUUCUGCGCUGAAAGAAUUCCCAAAGGCUGUAGCUACCCUGCUGGAGACUGUGGCGGGAUGCGAUUGGCUUAUCUGGAAGCGAGUGUUGAGCUCCGGGGGCAUGAACAACCAUCAGGGUGCUGAGGUGCCUCUGCAGCCCCUGGGCUCUCCGUAGACUCAGCUAUGAAGAAGAUUUUUGGCUUUGGGAGUCGGAAGGGCGAGUCGCCCUUGGGCUCCUUAACCAGCCGCCAGAGGACCGGCGUGGGUGUCAGGCCUGAGACUGGUAAUAGAGUCACCUUGGGGCCCGGGUACCACAUCCGAGACAAAGAUCUUGGAAAGAUCCACAAAGCUGCCAGCGUGGGCAACGUCCGAAAAGUGCAGCGGAUUCUAUUGCUCCGUUUAAAUGGCCUGAAUGAUAGAGACAGGAUGAACAGGACUGCUCUACAUUUGGCCUGUGCCAACGGCCAUCCAGAAGUGGUAACUCUCCUGGCAGACCGAAAAUGUCAGCUUAACCUCUGUGACAGCGAAAAUAGGACAGCUCUGAUUAAGGCCGUACAAUGCCAGGAGGAGGAAUGUGCAACUAUUCUGCUGGAACAUGGUGCCGAUCCAAAUAUAAUGGACACUGAUGGCAACACGGCUCUGCACUACGCUGUCGCUGGUCAGAAUAUGAACAUAGCAGCAAAGCUGCUUUUAUAUAAGGCCGAUACUGAAGCAAGGAACAAGGAUGACCUCACACCACUUUUACUUGCUAUAAAUGAAAACAAACAACAAAUGGUGGAGUUUUUAGUAAAAAGAAAUGAAAAUGUACAUGCCGUUGAUAAGAUGAAAAGCAAUUGCAAACUACCUUCUGAUUAUAAAGAAGAAUGGAGAUAUAAAAGGUCUUCCCAGAAUAGCAAUCUAGAUCUACAGGAAUCACCAAAACAAGAAUUACAGAAAACAAAUUCAAGGACAGUGGAUGAAAGUUCUGAAGAAGACUCUGUAAGCAGUCUUUUCAGCAAACCUGGCGUUGAUGAUUCAUGGCCUACAUCAGAAGAUGAAGACUUUGAUUUUGAUUCCAGGAAUGUCAUGAAACCAAGCUUAGCAAAGCUGAUGACUGCUGUUCCACAAUCCCAGAAAAACACAGAAGCAAAAUAUGCCACUGUGAGACCAGAAAAUAGGACCUUAUAUGAGGAUAAUAAAUCUCAUAGUGACAAAGAAGAUGAGGUUGAAAUGCUUCCCCAGCCAUCAACUACAGUCCAGGACUGUUCUCAUCAAGAUUUCUUAUCACCAGGUCCUCUUCUAAAACCUUCUCUCAUGUCUUUAGCAGUCGUUGGUCUUACAAAGAAAGAAGCAAUGAAAGCAGCAAUUGCAAAAAAGGAAAAUGGUAUUGAUAUUAUUGAAGGUGCUCCACAAGAGCAAACAAAUAAUGACAAUUGUAAUGCUGAUGGAGCACACAAAAAUAAUACAAGUGAUAAAAUGUCAGCAUUAGGAUUAGGAGAAGAGGAAAAUGUAGAAUCACCUUGGGAUUCUGAGAGUUUUUCUGCAAGUUUUUCACAGAAGUAUGUUGAUCAUUUAUCUGGAACUGCAGAUCAAAGAGGAAAAAAUAUACUAAAUGGACAAAUAGAAGAUAUGUUUUAUAUACCUUCUUGCAUGAGUGGAUCAAGAAACUUUAAGAUGGCCAAACUACAGGAUACAAGAAAUGUAGGCAUACCAGUAGCCCACAUUGAUUCUCUUGAAAAAUAUCCUCAUUUGAAGCCUACCAUUGAAGUGGAAGAGCCUGUUCCUAAGAAAGCAAUAGAAAUAAAGGAAAUACAAACAUCCAGAUCAGGAAAUUGUAGCCUCCGUGACCUGGGUGAAUCACAGCUGUCAGAAAAUGGAGAGAGCAAAGAAGCAGAACUAGACUUAGAAAUAACAACAGAGGAAGAGCAAGAAAGGCUUGAUGGAAGUGAAAAUAAGCAUCUGCAAAAAAUGUCUCAAGAAUCAGACAUGAAUAAGGAUUGUGAUAGAGAGGAUAUAUCUGCAUAUUCAGGACAUCCUUGUAUGCAAAACUAUGAGGAAAUGUGGAUCAAAAAAGGCAAAUUAGAGCGGAGAAAUAAUUUAAAACUCAUUGCAAAUGAGUUAAAGCAGAAGUUUGGUGAAAUCUGUGGAAAAUACAAAAUUACUGGUGGUCUUGAGGAAGAGCCACCACUUGACAACUCUAAAAAAGGAGCAAGCUUAAGAGAAAUACCUUCUAAUUUUCCAGAUAAUAUACUUGAUUGUGAGGGAAAAGAUGCAUUUGGAGUGUCCAUCUCUGCAGAGUUCCAGGCAUUUCCUGAACAAAAAGAAGUCCCUGUGGAAAAUGUCUUUCCUUCUCAUUCAGCCUCUGGGUCCCCAGGAUAUGCUUGCUGGUCAUCUUCUAAGCUUUGUUUAAAUGAAAAUAAAUUACACCAUGAGAAUGAUAACAAAUCAGACUCUGAACAUGUUUUUAACGAAAAUAAGGAGAGUUUUUAUAAUGAUACAGAAAAUAAAAAUGUAAAGAACCCAGUAGUUACAUUGGAAGUGAAAGACCGAGGGCUUGAUCUGCAGAUGACAAAAAAUAUGAACCCAAAUACCACUAAUUGGAAAUUAGGCAUUGGACAUAUAUCUCAGUCUAGCGAUCCAGAAAGUCUUCUUGGUUUGUGUCUUGCCCACGCCAAGGAAAUGAAACACAUGAUUCAAAUAAAAAGGCACGCUAGUUCUGCAAUUACCAAUCCUUAUAAGGAAACACAACCAAAUCAAGACUUGCUCCAGAAGCCAUUAAAUGCCAAUAACUGCAGUGCUAAUGACUGCAAAAGCAUGGAAACUGAAUUAGAAAAUGUAAGUUCUUUCCCACCAUAUAGUGACAGAACAUCAAAAGUAUUUCUAAAUGAAGACUUACAGCAAGAUCUGCAAAGGUUUAAGAAUGAGAUACACAUGUUAAAAGCAGAGUUCUUGGCUUUGGAAAAAGAGAAAAUUCAACUUCAAAAAGAGCUUGAAGAAGAAAGGAAAAAGCACAGAAGUAGUGACAUGGAAGUAACAGAAAACAUAUAUAAUGCUACCACUGAGGACAAUGAUGGAUUAAUUCAACAAAGAAAGAAUGGAAACACUGAUAACCAACAAUUUCCUAUUAUGGAGGAUGAAGAUUCUAAUAGGUCUGCAAAGAAAAAUUCUAAUGAAGUUAACAAGGUCCAAGAGCAAAUUCAUUCUGUGGAUGACGUAGAUGAUUUAACUCAGUCUUCUGAAAUAGUUUCAGAGCAUUGUGAGUUACCUUACUCCAAUUAUCAGAAUUCCAUGUUGCUACUUGAACAACUUGGCACGGAUUGUAAAGAUUCUGUUAGCUUAUUGAAAAUCCAGGAUGCAGUUAUGUCAUAUGAAAGAUUACUAGAACUUAAAAAAAAUCACUGUGAACUACUUACAGGAAAAAUUAAAAAAAUUGAAAAUAAGGUGAUUGGACUACAAAAGGAGCUAUCAGAAACAAAAGAAAUGAAAUCACAGUUAGAACAUCAAAAAGUGGAAUGGGAACAAGAACUCUGCAAUUUGAGAUUUACCUUACAACAAGAAAAAGAGAGGAGAGAAAAUACUGAUAUGUUAUAUAAAAAAAUUAGGGAGCAGUUAAGAAAGAAAGAAGAGCAAUAUCAUAAAGAAGUUGAAAUGAAACAACAACUUGAAAUCACCCUUAGAACAUUAGACAUGGAAUUGAAAACUGUAAGAAAUAAUUUCAAUCAGGUUGUAGAAGAGCUAAAUGACACCCAGAGGCAACUUUCUCAUGAACAGAACGCCAGAUUAUCACAAGAUGCAAUCCUGACCAAUCACCUUUGCAAACAAAAGGAGAUAGAAAUAAAUCUUAAGAAAAUGAAUUCUGAGGUUUCUGAUAGUCAUGAAAAAGAGAAAGAUCUGUUGCAUGAAAACCACAUGUUGCAGGAUGAAAUCGCCAUGCUAAGACUGGAAAUAGACACAGUAAAAAAUCAGAAGCAGGAAAUGGAAAAGAAAUAUUUGGAGGAUAUUGCAAUCGUAAAAGAAAAGAAUGACCAACUUCAAAAGACUGUAAAACUGAAUGAGGAAACACUAACAAAAACAAUAUUUCAGUAUACUGGACAGCUUAAUGUUCUGACAGCUGAGAAUACAAUGCUAAACUCUAAACUGGAGAAUGAAAAACAGAACAAAGACAGACUGGAAACAGAAGUUGAAUCCUACCGUUCUAGACUGGCUACUGCUGUACAUGAUCAUGAGCAAGGUCAGACAUCAAAAAGAGAUCUAGAACUUGCUUUCCAGAGAGCAAGAGAUGAAUGGUUUCGUUUACGGGACAAAAUGGAUUUUGAUAUGUCUCACCUGAAAGAUAAUAAUGAAAUUCUUUCUCAACAACUGUCUAAAGCCGAAAGUAAAUUGAACAGCUUAGAAAUUGAGCUCCAUCACACGAGAGAUGCUCUCAGAGAAAGGACUUUGGUUUUAGAACGUGUCCAAACAGACCUAAGCCAAACACAGUGUCAAAAGAAGGAAAUAGAACAUAUGUAUCAAAAUGAACAAGGUAAGGUGAAUAAAUACAUUGGAAAGCAGGAAUCCUUAGAGGAGAGGUUUUCUCAUCUACAAAGUGAAAAUGUGUUGCUUCGACAGCAGCUAGAUGAUGCUCGCAACAAAACUGACAGUAACGAAAAGACAGUAAUUCAUAUCCAAGAUCAGUUUCAGGAUAUCGUAAAAAAACUUCAAGCUGAAAGUGAAAAACAAGGCCGUAUGCUGGAAGAAAGAAAUAAGGAAUUAAUCAAUGAAUGUAAUCAUUUAAAAGAAAGACUGUAUCAGUAUGAAAAUGAUAAAGCCGAAAGAGAAGUGGUUGUGAGGCAACUUCAACAAGAACUGGCUGACACCCUAAAAAAACAAUCUAUGUCAGAGGCUUCACUUGAGGUUACAGCACGUUAUCGUAUGAAUUUAGAAGAUGAGACACAGGACUUAAAGAAGAAAUUAAACCAAGUUAGAAAUCAAGUAUGUAUAAAAUGUAACAAGUUAACAGUUAAUCUGUAGCUGAUUAAAUUAAGU